Ctenocephalides felis (cat flea) is the source of this 701-nucleotide messenger RNA. Its product is annotated as adult-specific cuticular protein ACP-20-like. The record is from RefSeq and is a predicted model, not a curated record. The coding region runs from base 64 to 474 and encodes 136 amino acids. NCBI's taxonomy places the organism in Eukaryota, Metazoa, Arthropoda, Insecta, Siphonaptera, Pulicidae. The transcript has 3 exons. Gene Ontology annotation, cellular component: extracellular matrix.
GAAACACAAUCAGUGUACACCAAAAGACGAGACCAAGAGUCGGUUUAAAAAAAUAUUAUAAACAUGCAGACUGUCACAGCUUUAGUAGUUUUGGGUUUGGUGGCUUGCGCCCACGCCGGUUACGUAGCACUCGGACAUGGUGGUUACGCCGGAGGUGACCUCGGCGGUCAUGGAGGUGACUUGGGAGGUUAUGGAGGCGGUUUUGCUGCUGCUGGCGGACACGGCGGACAUGACGAACAUGUGGACUACUACGCUUAUCCCAAAUACAACUUCGACUACGCCGUAGCCGAUCCCCACACUGGUGACCACAAGACCGCCUGGGAACACCGUGAUGGUGACCAAGUCAAGGGAGCCUACUCCUUCCUGGAAGCUGAUGGCACAACCCGUCUGGUCGAAUACACGUCCGACAAACACAAUGGUUUCAACGCCGUCGUCAAGAACUUGGGACACCCAAAAUCUCACGGACACUACUGAAUUAACAAUUGAAUCUGCCCUCCGAAAUAAACGUCAAAAACCCAAUAGAUUAACAGAAAAUUAACGCAAAAACACUGACCGUCUCGUGAUAACGUCUAGUUGUCAUCUAAAAAAGUUUAGAUGGACUUCCCUUGCCAUCAGAUUUGUUUUAUUGCAAACUCUGGAUUCAGUUGAUAAGUGGUUUGUGAGAGAUGUUUUUGUUUAGAUUUGUAUAUAUUUAUCAAAAU